This is a messenger RNA of Schizophyllum commune H4-8, 739 nucleotides long. RefSeq lists its product as uncharacterized. The transcript has a single exon. Bases 57 to 473 code for a protein of 138 amino acids. The record is from RefSeq and is a predicted model, not a curated record. NCBI's taxonomy places the organism in Eukaryota, Fungi, Basidiomycota, Agaricomycetes, Agaricales, Schizophyllaceae.
UGCCUGUCCCCGGCGCAUACAGCAGCGAUGUCGCACACGCCCACGCCCAGCUGAGCAUGCAAGACGGCCCGACCAGCCGUCUUCGUCCAGAGUCACGCCCGCCGCGGUUCCAUCACAGACCCGCCCCUCCACGCGGCCGCCUCAUCAAGACGCGCUUACACCGUCUCCCUACGCACGCUUCCCGAGCUUCCCAUCGUGCGCAUGGAGGUCCCGCAGCUCACCGCGCUCUUAAAGACAUCAAAUACGCGUGUCUGUCUCCGCGUCGGGGAAGCUGCCGUUCGACUGCAACGCCCUCCCGCCCGGCCUCACGCUGUCGGGCGGUCUUUUCCCGCUGUGCGCACACGCCUGCCUCGCCGAUCGACCGCGCGCACACUCGCCGCGCCGGACUCCACCCCCUAUACCCCCUCCCCUUCCUCUCGCUGAUGCAGCGCACCGCGGCGCGGCGUGACAUUUCGUGUACUGUACAUAUCUAAACAGCGUCGGCGCGCGCAGGUGGCAGCUGUAUUGACGGCUCGUUACUACCAGCUGCUCUGUUCCGUACGGUGUAAAUAGAUACACUAUUCAAUGCUAGACGUACCAAACUUUCUCUCAUCUUCGUGCGUGAGUCGAGCGAGAGCGAACGAGAAGCCAGCAAGUGCUGCCCCCGCCGCGUCGCGUCGCGCCUCACACCGAGGAGACGCACCCCUUUCCAACGCCGAAAGCGCGGGAUUUCUGACCUCACCGACGCGCCGCUUACGAC